AUGUCCAGCGUCAUUCUCGGGCAGGAUAAUGAUCGCCAGGGGAAACCGACCCAAGCUUCGGGAAUCUUGCUUGACACCAUCUGGGACAUGUUCGGAACGUCAACUACCGCUACCGACUUUGUGGCCAUGUCAUAUACGCUCCCGCUGAAUUCAUCAACUGCGAAGAGAGGUGGUGUAAAUUCAGUAUCGCCCAUCCCCCGGAUUGUCCCGACUGCCGGAAGACCUGCUGGCAAUAUCGUCAACAUCCAGAGACAUAUGAUGUCACUUAUGACAGGUUCUGUCCUGAGUGCGCUCGAGCGAGGUGACACAAAGAUGGAAUAA
Molecule: messenger RNA, 321 nt
Organism: Gloeophyllum trabeum ATCC 11539
Lineage: Eukaryota; Fungi; Basidiomycota; Agaricomycetes; Gloeophyllales; Gloeophyllaceae
Exons: 6
Coding region: 1-321 (106 amino acids)
Source: RefSeq, a predicted model, not a curated record